AUGUCAGAAUUUAUAGAGGAGUCUAGUGAAGAUAACAGUGAGUUUUCUAAAGGAAACCUAGUUGAACUUCUAUUUUCUGCAAUUUUGAAUGCAACAGACAAGGAUAAUGUAUUAAUAUUACCCACCAAAGUUUAUUUUAAUAAUGACUCAAACUCACAGGAUGAUGAUACACAAGAAGAAGUUCAAGCAGAUGUUGAAAAUGAGAAAGAUCAUAGUGCUCGAGGCUGGGAUGAUACUCUUAACAAUCCUAUCACUAAUAAUAACGAUUCUGAAAUAAUAGAAAAUACAAAAAAAUUAAUGAAAGAAAUGUUGCCAAAAUUAUUUCUGAAUGACUUCAUUAAUUAUCCCAUUAUCUGUGGUGAAGGAGCGAGAUCUAGAGCAUCACAACAAAAAAUUGUUGAUGAUGAUGUAAAAAAUGCCAAAAGCAUGGCAGAACUUUAUAAUCAUAUUGUCAUUUCAGAGGCUGAUGCUCAUUGA
This is a messenger RNA of Funneliformis geosporum, 477 nucleotides long. The record is from the annotation of a GenBank genome assembly. NCBI's taxonomy places the organism in Eukaryota, Fungi, Glomeromycota, Glomeromycetes, Glomerales, Glomeraceae.